This is a messenger RNA of Rotaria socialis, 1290 nucleotides long. The record is from the annotation of a GenBank genome assembly. NCBI's taxonomy places the organism in Eukaryota, Metazoa, Rotifera, Eurotatoria, Philodinida, Philodinidae.
AUGAUGAGCACCAGCAAUCGAAUGAAUAUGUUGUCAAGUUGGCCAUCAUCAUUACAGUUUGUUAAAGAUUUCGAUCGUACAAAUUGUUCAAUUAAAUCAGAAGAAUCCACAUCGACCGAUGAACUAGAUGAUGAUCAAAACAAUGAUGGUGAAGGUGUUUGGAGUCCUGACAUUGAGCAAAGUUUUCAUGAAGCAUUAACUAUUUAUCCUCCAUGUGGUCGACGCAAAAUUAUUUUAUCAGAUGAAGGUAAAAUGUUCGGUAGAAAUGAACUUAUUUCACGUUAUAUUAAAAUGCGUACGGGUAAAUUACGUACACGUAAACAAGUAUCAUCACAUAUUCAAGUUCUUGCAAAAAGAAAAUCAAAAGAACUUCAAACAUUUUUUAAAGAUCCGAAUUUUAAAGAACCACAUCGUCCAUUAGUUUAUAAUCAACAUUAUCAUCAAUUACACAAUCCAACUACAUCAUCAACAAUUAUUGGUGAUAACACGUCAACCUACUAUGCACAUCAACAUACACCUGUGCCAUUUUUUUCAUCAACACCAACAUUAUCGUUCAAACCAACAACACCCAUUCUUUGGCAACAGCCAUCUAUGGAUAUGAAAACAUUUUCAUCAACCACAACAGAUUUUGUUUCAGCAGCAAAUGUCAUGACACCUUCUAUAACUUCUAAUCGACUGAAGCUUCUUGAAUUUGCUGGAUAUAUUCAAUCAAAAUCCGAUGCUAAUCUAAGACAUUAUCUAAUGCGUGUCAGUGAAGAAGCUGGUACUGAUAUGAAAUCUGAAAGUAUCAAAGUGCACCAAAUUAUUGAUCUAUUUCCUAUGUUAAAAGAACUUUAUACGAAAGGACCUAGAGAUGCAUUUUAUAUUGUUAAAGUUUGGGUCAAUGUAGAUUAUGAAGAAAAUUCAACAGAUACAUAUCAUCAUUGUACUAUUUUUGAAAGUUUCGACGAUAAUAUGAAUGUAUGCAUAACAACAAAAGCGUGUUCAUUCGGUAAAACAAUUGUAGAAAAAAUUGAAAAUGGCACAACAGCAUAUAAUGAUUUAAUCAAUAAAUAUAUUCAUCGUUCAACAGACACAACAAUGUGUAAUUUUAUGAUUGAUUUUAUAAGAAAACUAAAAAUAGGAUUGCAUAAACGUGAAAUGAUGAAUACUGUACUUGAACAUUUACGAGUACUUCAAACAGUAGUAUCGAAAGAUACCAAUGAAUUACUUUUGUGUAUUGCAUAUAUUUUUGAGCUAAGUGAGUCAUCCAAUGGUACACAAUCGAUUGCUUAUCGCCUAUGCGAAUGA